GCCCCGGCCCCGGCCCAGGCCCCGCGGGGGCCGCGCACCCACAGACCCCCCGCCCCCGAGCAUGGCCGCCUCCGGGACCUCCGCCUCCUCCCUGCGCUCGAAAGAUGGCGGCUCCAAGAGGUGGGAGGAAUUCGAGGACAUGUUGGAGGAGAGGCGGCAGUCCAGCGACCUGCGCUACGCGCUCAAGUGCUAUGCCCCCGUCCUCUACAAGGGCCUUAACCCGUGCAAGCCGUGGGCCAUCAAGACCGCCGUGCUGCGGGCGGAGGAGGUGCAGUACGUCGUCAAGCAGCUCUCCAGGGAGACGGGCCAGUCCGUCCAGUCGAUCCAGGAGACGGCCGCGCAGAUCUUGGAGGAGAUGGGCCACUCGCUGCGCCUGGGGGCCAUCCGCCUCUUCGCUUUCUCCCUGAGCAAAAUCUUCAAGUGCCUGUUCCGGAAGGUGUGCGUCAACCAAGACGGCAUCCAGAGGUUACAGCAGGCCAUCCAGGAGCAGCCGGUGGUGUUGCUGCCCAGUCACCGGAGCUACGUGGACUUCCUGCUCCUGUCCUACAUCCUGUACACCUACGACCUGCCCGUGCCCGUCAUCGCCGCCGGAGUGGACUUCCUGGGCAUGAAGGUGAUGGGCGAGCUGCUGCGCAGGGCCGGGGCCUUCUUCAUGCGCCGCUCGUUUGGUGGGGACAAGCUCUACUGGGCCGUCUUCUCGGAAUAUGUGAAGACCAUGCUGCGGAACGGUUACGCGCCCAUCGAAUUUUUCCUCGAAGGGACGAGGAGCCGAACGGCCAAGACGCUGACCCCCAAGCUCGGCCUGCUGAACAUCGUGAUGGAACCUUUUUUUAAGAGAGAGGUUUUCGACACCUACCUCGUCCCCAUCAGCAUCAGCUACGACCGGAUCCUCGAAGAGGCCCUCUACUCACGCGAGCUUCUCGGCGUCCCUAAGCCAAAGGAAUCCACCGCCGGGCUGUUAAAGGCACGCCAGGUUCUCUGUCAGGACUUCGGCUGCAUCCACGUGUACUUUGCAGCACCGCUGUCCCUGCGCUCCCUAGCCGCGGGCCGGAUGGAGAAGUCCCCCUACAAUCUGGUGCCCAGGCACGUCCCGCAGAAGCCCAGCGAGGAGGCGCUGGCCUUCGCCAACGACGUGGCCUUCCGGGUGGAGCUUCUGCAGAUCGAAAACAUGGCCCUGAGUCCCUGGACCCUGGUGGCCACUGUCCUGCUCCAGAACCUACCCGCCCUGGACCUCACCCUUCUGGUGGAGAAGACUCUCUGGCUGAAAGGGCUAAUCCAGGCAUUUGGGGGCUUCCUCGUGUGGCCCGAUGACCUGUCGGCCGCCAGAGCCGUGAAGGGCUCGCUGACGCUGCACGCCAACGUGGCCCGCCUCUCCGCCGACGGCCUGGUGUCUGUGAGCGGGCGAGAGGAGCGAGAGCCCGGCCCCUCGCAGGGCACCCUCUUCCAACGCGCCGUGCCCUUCCUGACCUGCGCCGUCUACCGGAACCAGCUGGCCAACCUGUGCGUCCGCCCCGCCCUCGUGGCCCUGGCGCUCGCCCUGGCCACCGACUCCAGGAAAGAUGACGUCUACGGCUGCUUCAGCUUCCUCCGGGACGUUUUUUCAGACGAGUUCAUCUUCUUUCCUGGCCGGGUGGUGGAGGACUUCGAGGAUGGCUGCUUCCUGCUGGGCCGCUGCGAGGCCGUGCGCGUGACCUCGUCCCACAUCCUCCCGGAGGCCGCCAGCGGGGCCGUGCUGCCCUUCCUCACCGCUAUGUUCCGCCCCUUCGUGGAGGGGUACCAGAUAGCCUGCAGAUACCUCUGGGAAGAAGCCAGCGAAGCCUUCACGGAGAAGCAGUUCGUGCCCGGAGUCCGAGCCUUCGCUUCCCAGCUGAUCGAAGCGGGGACCUCUCGGUGCUACGAGGCGCUGUCCUCCGACUUGCAGAAAAACGCCCUGGCGGCAUUGGUGCGACUCGGGGCCGUGUCGAAGAGCAGAACGGCGAGCGGAAUCAUGUACAACACGGACAGAGAGGCUGUGGCCAAGGUGGAGGGCAUGCUGGGCUCGAGGAUCCCCAUUGGAAGGCCGCUGACCGCCAAACUUUGAGGCGGCUGAGCGGUGGGGCCUGGGCCGGGGCUGGCUGACCCGGCGGGAGCUUGGCCGGGGACCGCGGACGAGUCGCCGGGAGGAAUGGUUUCCCUCCCGCCACGCAGGGAGUUCCGAGCAGGCGCAGGGAGGGACGGACGGACGGGCAGGCGGACCCGACAGACGGCCGGAGGGAGGAGGAGGCUCUGGGGGGGCCGGAGCCCCAGGGCGUCGGAUUGCCCGCCGUCGCCCACGUACCCGUGGGUCGCAAACCGUUGUCCGACUCCCGCUAACCCCCCCCCACCCCGGCCCCUCGCCCCACCCCCGGAGACCCCGCUGCCCUCACACAGACCGAGUCCGGGGUGUGGUGCAUUAACAGAGUCAAGAAUUUUAAGAUUAAAGCAAACUGAGGGAAAGCACAA
Ornithorhynchus anatinus (platypus) is the source of this 2481-nucleotide messenger RNA. It is a transcript of the gene GNPAT, whose product is annotated as glyceronephosphate O-acyltransferase. The record is from RefSeq and is a predicted model, not a curated record. Gene Ontology annotation, molecular function: glycerone-phosphate O-acyltransferase activity. Gene Ontology annotation, biological process: ether lipid biosynthetic process. Gene Ontology annotation, cellular component: peroxisome; peroxisomal membrane; mitochondrial membrane. The transcript has 16 exons. The coding region runs from base 62 to 2080 and encodes 672 amino acids. Lineage: Eukaryota; Metazoa; Chordata; Mammalia; Monotremata; Ornithorhynchidae.